AGAGGAUCGCAGGAGUCAAGUCAUCGAGCGAAGACUGCAGUAGAAAAGGUAAUCGAGGAAAAGAAAAAGGAUGAAGAGGCGCGAAAAGAAGGCUACGGAAUCUCCUUCCGAUAUCCGGAUUGGAAUUGCAGAUGGCGCCCAACCUUGCGCCACCUCGCCAUCGCCGUCGCCGUCGUCGCCGCAGCUGCCGCCAGUCGAGUCCGACCGACCUACCGACCGCGGGGCGCGGCAGAAGGGGGAAGGGAAGGAAGGGGCUGCGCUCGCUCUCUCGACUCCUUGUAGUCUUCCUACGAUCCGCCAUCCGCUCCGUCGGCCAGUGUUUACGCCGACGACGAGAGGUAUUCGCGAUCGAAACCGGAGAGAACGGAAGAGCUUGGCGCAAGAGAGUUGGAGAAAUAGAGAGUGAGAGGAAGAGAGAGGAGGAAUAGGGAUAAAAUCGAGAGGUGGGGAACUCUAAGGGGAGCUAAGAGGAAGAUGUCUUUCAUGCCGCUGUUGAUACUUUUGAGAGACGAAACAUCGAACGUCGAUACUUUCGAUCGACGAACGGACGGACGUGGCGAUUAGUGGGUCCUCGGGCUCGGGCCCUUCCUCUCGUUGACCGAUGCUCGUCGAUUGACGCGACACUAAUCGUCACGCGACGUCGUCGCCACCACUCUACCACGAUAGCGCACCUCGGUAGCAAGAUAACCUACUCGCAAAACACUCACAGAAGAUUGUCAAGCAGGCGAAUCAUCGCGAUGACGUGUUUCCUCCGUGAACGUGGAUACCCAUCGCGACCACACACGUGUCGAGGACGACGACGGACGACUGGGAGAAAAGCAGUCCAGUAGCCAGAUGAUCGACGCGCUGACAGAUCGCGAUAUCGCUCCGAUAAAGCAUUUUAAUCGCCCCUUCUAGAGCGAGUGCGUCGCGAAGCGGGUGAACGUUCGAGGAGGUGACAGGCGACAGACGACGAAAGUCCGUGCCAUUGUUCGGCAAUCGUAUCGCCAGAAGACGCAUUUGGACGCUGCGAGAGGUGAUCGUAAUCGUCGUCGCCAGGCGGAGACCAUCGGCUCCGAGGAUGACGAGGAUCGACGACCUCGGGAACGCGUAGAGAUUGGUGGAAUAAUUAUUCUUGCACGCCAUGUUGGCCGCGGCGGGCAAGGGCGAGAGAAGAAAUCUGCGCGGAAGUGCGCGACUCUCGUCCAAGAUGUCGGGAAGGCCGCCCCGGUUGCGCGCACUGCGACCGCGGUCGCGGCAGCAACGGACGAGGACGGACGCGACGCGCAGAUCGGAAAGUAACCUUAAAGAGGCCGCGAGUCAUGAGGAGGAGGAGGAGGAGGAGCUCGACGGGAAGAGAUGCGACGAGGAGGAGAAGAAAGCCGAAGACGCGGGGAAGAUGACGGACACGGUGAGCACUGACAUGGCGAAUGAAAUGGACGACGACGAAGACGACGACGGCAACGACGGCAACGAUGGCGACGACGACGAGGUGACCAUGACAGCGAUCGUCGACGAGAGGAACGAAGAGGCGACACCAGACAACGGCGACGAUAUCGUUGACGUUGACAUUGACGUUGACGUUGACGUGGAGAUGAGAACCGAAGGAGGAACGAUGGAGACGACGAACGAGCAGGCUUCUUACGAGUGCAAGAGCUGCAAACCCCCCAAAAUGCUGCCCGAUAUCAAGGCCUACUUGGAGCAUCUUCGUAAGGAGCACAAGUAUAAGGGUAAAAACGGGCACAAUCCAGUCGAAAAUCGUUGCCCUACGUGUUCAUUGAACGUGAAAGAUCUUGAAACUCACCAAAGAGUGCAUCAUUUGAAAAGAAAAUUCUUUCGAUGCGCAAAAUGCGAUUACAUGACGCACAUCAGAGCGCGUUAUACUAAGCAUGUUAAAUAUCAUUCUAUGCCGAUGAUCAAGUGCGAUGCUUGUGAUUUUAGUUCAGCGUAUAAGUGGAAUCUAGAAAGACAUAUGCGGAAUCAUGGAGGUGGAGGUGCUUUCAAAUGUCGCGCUUGUAAUUUUACUGCUGAUAUCCGUCAGAGCUUAACGGUGCAUGAGUCGUAUCAUCACGACCCACCUGUGAGUCAUGUCAACCGCAAAAGUAAUAACGCUUUUGAACGUAAGCCACGAAAUAGUCCGAAACGUUAUAAUCAGGUUGGAGCGAGUGACUUUCGAGCAGCGUUAAAUAAAACUGGAAGUACAACCACGUCGGCCAACUCUACCGAUUCAUUCGUAUCGGAUCAUUCGUUGAUUUCAAUAGACGAUAAGAGAAGCGCUCUAGCCAAUGCCGAAUGCAUUGCAUUGAAAUGCGAAGAAAAGGGAUGUCAAUUUAUAACAGCCUGGGAUUCCGAGAUGCAACGUCAUGUAGCGGAAUGUCAUUCUCCGAUUGCUCCACCCAAGCCAAGGAAACCACUGCCACGAUUAAUUCCAUUAAGUUUAGCUAAUUCUAAGCCCAAUAAUACGGUUGGCAAUAGCGGGCCAUCCACAACUCUGCUGAAAGUUCCACGGGUCAGAGUGAGACCCGAGUUGGCGCAAAUUGCGAGGGAUACAGAACUGGCCAAGAUGUAUGGAAAUAAAGAGGCCGCGAAUUCGAAGAGGGACCUCAAUACCGCAGCCGGUAUAUUUGAGAGAAAGAACGCUUCCUUCUUCGAUAAGCUUAAGGAAAAACUAACGACGUCGGCGUCGAUUAAUAAUAACGGCGUGCCAGAGGUAGCUGUAAGUAGCGAGAACGAUUUGAAAUGCUGGUGUACGUUUAAAGCUAGUAGCAUGGAGGAACUAGCUUGCCACAAACAGACACAUCACACUGCGCUCAGCGUAUCCGUGGGUACGACACGUUGUCCUAAGUGUAGAAGACGUUGCAAGAGUACAACUGAUCUUCAAGUGCACAUGCAAUGCUGCCAUUCGCGCAACGACACAACAUCGUCCAUCGAUAGUAGUUUAGAGAAAAUAACGAAUUGCUCGGACGUCCGCAUGACCUCGUCUUAUCGUGGUGAAUACUCUUUUCCAUCGCAAAUGGAUUGGGACGCGAAUCUCAGAGGAUUAAAUUCUUCUGGAUCCUCGGUUGAAGGUGGUCCGACACAUCCGACCGGGCGGCGAGUAUUCAAAUGUCCCCAUUGUCCGUUUUGGGCUUCCACCGCAAGUCGCUUUCACGUUCAUAUAGUCGGUCAUUUAAACCGGAAGCCGUUCGAGUGUUCUAUGUGCGCGUAUCGUUCUAACUGGCGAUGGGACAUCACAAAACAUAUUAAACUUAAAGCAGCUAAAGACGCAGUGCAUACGACCGCCAGAGUGCUCAUGACGGAUGAGACAGGUCGACGGAAUUAUUCCAAGUAUAACAAAUACCUCGCACAGGUAGAACAACAACCGUGGGACGAAGAUCAUAUGGAGGAACGUAGCAUAGAAGAAGCCAACUCUGACGGACUUGCCUCGACAAAGUUGUUAAUCGUAGACAACAACAAAGAGUACGUUCCGACAAUUGAUCUCGCAUCACAAUCUCCCGUCACGAUCUUGCCAUCGAGCGAGACGAAUCAGAACGGUCAUAAUGUCGAUGUGAGUUUGCGACCUCCACCACCGCUUAAAGCGGCAAUCAAGAGUCGCGGACAGUCUCUGCUGAAGAACAAUCCAAUUACGUACAUACAUACUACUAGCAGCGGCGGUGCGCUUUCUAUAUCUACAGCGACGGAUGAGAGCAAACGCAUUCAGUGGAAGUGCAAACGUUGCAAUUUUCGAGAUUUCAAUAAAGACACCGUCUUGUUACACGUUAAGUCCCAUUACGAAUCUGCUGAUCAGGAACCCACCGAAGAAAGAAAUCCAUUUGGUUGUGGGGAUUGUCCCUUUUCAGCACCAGAUGCUGCGACUCUGUCUCUUCAUAGGAUGCACCAUCGGCCAAAUUUGGAAGCUAUAUUCAAAUGCUAUCUUUGUCCAUACUACGUUAGUACAAAGGCAGAACUGUUGGAGCACGCUAGACUUCAUGGGGAAGAGUUGGCUGCUAUCCAUCAGCAAAACAUGGAUUCACCAAAUUCCAAGAGUAAAUUGCAACAAGUGUCGAUUUCCGACGUCGGCGUUUCUCGAACAAAGAACGAAGCAUCUAUAGAACAAGUGAUUCAAAUAACGUCACGUAAUAAUGUAACGACGACUUCAAAAGCCGCCCCGGGUGUAGUCCCACCACCGCCGCCACCACCACCGUCGCUUCUCCUAGAUACCCGCGCUCUUCCGGACGCUCCGCUCGUCUGGGUAUCGCGACCAGAUGGCACGUUGACGAAGAUGCUCAAAUGUCGUCACUGUCCCUAUGUCUCAUCGCGUCGUGCGGAGGUACGCGACCAUGAAACGAUGCACGUAGAUACACCGGCUCAGGGUCCCUUGAUUGCCUGCACGGAUUGUAGCUUCACCUGCGCGCGUCGGGAAAUUAUGAUCGCGCAUACGGAGAUGCACGCGGGAUCUCUGGGCACCGUUCACUGCCUAGUCGACGAGACACGGCCCGAUUCUCAACAGGCGAGUGACCUAGCCACUCUACUCGGCAUGACGCACACCCCAGUAUUGGGCACCGAACCUGAUUUGCACGACUCUCGUUUGGUACAUUGUUGCGGCAAAUGCCCGGCGCGAUUCCUAUGCGAGAAGGAAUUGCGCAUCCAUCUGCGCUAUCAUACCACAGAGCUAGCGCAUUCGUGCCAAUGGUGCUCGUAUGCGGCACGCCAGUCGACGCAUCUGUUGGCUCAUCAAAAAGCGCAUUCGAGCGAGUAUCAAGAGCGCACCAAGUAUUUGUUAUCUCUAUAUGGGCAUUCACAGCGUUACCCACCGCCCGCGACGGCAUGCGUCGAGGCGGGCAAUCAGGAGAGCAAUAACAGUGGCGUGCCCAAUGUUGCGUGGAUCGUCGUCGAAAUCAAUGAGAACGCGAACAGCAGCGCCGUGUCGGCCGUUCAAAGGACUGGAGGGAAUCAGGUGUUCACGUGUGCUAAAUGCCCAGCGCGCUAUUUCAGGCUGGAUGCUUUGGAGUAUCACAUGACUUUACACGGUUCGAACAAUCGGUUUAAGUGCAACGAUUGCGACUAUUCAUCAAAAACGGCACAGAAUCUGGUCAAGCAUCAGGUGGUACACCGACGACAUAAUGAAGUCGGCGGCGAAACGAUUGCAACGACGCCACCGACCACCGGUGCAGCUACCUCCUCCGCUUCAGUUUCAGCCCCCGUUCUGUCCGUACAACCGCCACCGGAUCCGCAAUUCGGUAUCUUCAUGCGCGGUAAUCCCAACUUUGUUUACCAGGGUUACUUGCGGAACGGCCGUUUAAAGGAAAAGCGCUACAAGUGCCACAAGUGUCCGUCCGCUUUCGAGAAGCGCGAGCAGUACAGGGUCCAUCUAACGCUACACGGUGCUAAGCAACGUUAUCGCUGCGACACAUGUGACUACUCUGUCAAAUAUUAUGCGAAUUUUAUACAGCAUCUGAAAAAGCAUCAGGCAAACGCGGAAGCGCAAGCGUCGCGCAGACAGUUCGAGGAUGAUCAUAUUUCAGUGGACAGCGACAGCAUCACCGAUGUAGCUACGGCAUCGACUUCAUCACGUAAAUCCUCACGAUCAUCCGUCGCCGUUGGGUCUUCCGGUAACAAUGUGACAAACACGUUGCAACCCUCCAAUCAGGAUAAGCAGAGCCUGUUGCUGAUGCAAAAGAAGGGUAUCAUUUCUGCGACGGGUGAGCCCGAUGCAGAAACGAUCCGUUGCCUCAGCUGUCCGUUCUCCAGUACCGAUAAGGAUGUGAUGGACGCGCACAAGCGUCGUCACGGCAUCGAGCGUAUGACUCCGCCAUGUCCGCAUUGCGAUUAUAUUCCGCGAAAAGACGAGAAUAUCGGUGAACACAUCAAACUGCACUUUACGAGAUUAUAUAAACCCGAGUCGUAUCUUAUUGUCGAGUUGCUGACACUGAUGAUGGAAAAGGUACCCAAAAUAAACAAUAAAGAGGAGGAGAAGGGAAGACAGCGGGUGAAAGAGCUCCUGUUCAAGGAAUGCGCCGACGGCAGAUUUCUGCCGCUUACCGAACCGCACUCUCUGUCUCUAGGUACCUCAACCGUAAACAAAAAGAGGGUCAUUGUGGAUCCGAACACAGGCGAAACUAAGAAUAAUCUUGCCACAUAAAUGGAACAUUUUUACUCAACGGUUAUGAUCGCGGACAUUUGUGUCCAUGGCAUAUUUGCACGCAUUUUUCUAUAUAAGAGACGGGUCCGAAAUAGAUGAUAUAGAACUUCGCGAACAAUUAUAAGUUAGUGCGCAUUAUAAAAAUCGACGAUUUUGUUUUCGAGAUAGUUGAUGAUAAAAGUCAGAAUUUAUCAGAGCGAUAAAUUAAUUUUGAAACCAAAUUUCUAUGAAUACAUAUAUAUAUAUAUAGAUUUGUUAUAUCAUGUAAUAAAAUAUUAAUUUUUCGGCCAUGUUUUAGAGAUGCCACGCAUUAAUCAUUUAUAUUGUUACAAUUUCUUACAUUCAUUGUUGACAUAUUGUUCAGUAACUUUAAGCGAUAAUGAAUGUAUGCGAGUAUACUCUAUAUGCAAACUUAAUAGUGUUUUAUGCCAUAUUUUGUUAAUUCUAUGACCACCAUUACUGUAAAUAUUUAUUUGAAACUGCCGGUCUUGUACAAUACAUAAUCAUGUACGAUAAUAAAUGCUCACACUGUAUAUAUA
Molecule: messenger RNA, 6639 nt
Organism: Formica exsecta
Lineage: Eukaryota; Metazoa; Arthropoda; Insecta; Hymenoptera; Formicidae
Product: zinc finger protein 91-like
Exons: 13
Coding region: 1124-6100 (1658 amino acids)
Biological process (GO): regulation of gene expression
Cellular component (GO): nucleus
Source: RefSeq, a predicted model, not a curated record